Molecule: messenger RNA, 1236 nt
Organism: Rhododendron vialii
Lineage: Eukaryota; Viridiplantae; Streptophyta; Magnoliopsida; Ericales; Ericaceae
Exons: 3
Coding region: 1-1236 (411 amino acids)
Molecular function (GO): zinc ion binding; nucleic acid binding
Source: RefSeq, a predicted model, not a curated record
AUGUAUAUGAGUAAACGAAAGGGUUUGUUUGAUGAAUAUACGAAAGAAAUGAUUGGUUGUCGAAACAACACCAUAGAGUCAUCUAUCAACAGUGAGAUGCCUCCGAGACCUGAGAAUAGACGGGGUAGGACUGGGAAUCCGAGAAUGGAGGCAGGACAGAAUCAGCUUGCUAGGGAUAUUGUAGCGGCACUUGCGGCGGCUAAUCUUUUGCAACCACCCCCUAGGGAUAACGUGAACAGUCGGGCCAUAGUAGCCAUGCGAGAGUUUAGUCGUAGAAAUCCACCUCAGUUCGAUGGAGAAAGUAGCGACCCCCUUGUGGCUGAUCAUUGGCUUGCACAAAUUCGUAAGAUCUUCAACGCACUAAAGAUUACGGAGGACGACCUACGGGUGAGCAUAGUAGCUUGUCAACUUACCGGUGAGGCGAAUGAGUGGUGGGAAUCUGUUUUAGGAGUAAGGAGAGACGUUAGGAGGGCGGCUGGAGUUGCAAAUCAGGAAAUUGAGCCGGUUGAGGAAAGUUUGACUUGGGCUGAAUUUGAGACACUUUUUGAAAACCAAUAUUUUCCAGAGUCGUAUCGUGAACAGCUUAGAAACCAAUUCGAAAGGUUAGAUCAAGGUGACAUGACCGUUUCAGAAUACGCCACUAGGUUCCAAACCUUGUCCCGUUUUGCGCCAGAGUUAGUUGCAACCGAUGGUAGGAAAUGUAGGCGUUUUGAGAAAGGGUUAUGUCUGUCUAUCAAGAAGUUUGUGGUAGGUCAACGAAUUGAAAGGUUUUCUGACAUUAUCGAGUGUGCUAGAAGUAUUGAGUAUACGGAGGAAAUACCAGAGGAGCCGAAAGUGCAGGAGUCAAGAAAACAAACCGUUGGUAAGAGUGUAUCUAUAGAAACGUCUGGAAGCCAAGGGAGGAAGAGACAAAGAGAACAGUUUCUGUCCACCUCAGGACAGCAUAAUUUAGAACCACCUACUCUUUCUAAAACGUCAGGAGUAUCGUCUCGGUCAACGAUUGUGUGUUAUUGGUGCCGCCAGUCGGGCCAUCGUGCAGUAGACUGUCCUCAGGAGAAGGAAUAUCAUGGUCAGAGACCACCUCGGGUUUGCUACCGGUGUCGUCAUCCGGGGCACUUAGCGGUAGAUUGUCCACAAUCGACAAGUAGAGGGAGCGUACAAAGACCCACGGGGUCGGGUCAUGCGUCUCAUACCGCGUUGCAAGUGUUGGAUAGCAUUGCGGAGUUGUCUUUAUGA